This is a messenger RNA of Coffea eugenioides, 2574 nucleotides long. Its product is annotated as transcriptional regulator ATRX. The record is from RefSeq and is a predicted model, not a curated record. Lineage: Eukaryota; Viridiplantae; Streptophyta; Magnoliopsida; Gentianales; Rubiaceae. Gene Ontology annotation, biological process: chromatin remodeling. Gene Ontology annotation, cellular component: Ino80 complex. The transcript is spliced from 7 exons. The coding region runs from base 242 to 1891 and encodes 549 amino acids.
UCUUUAAAAAUCAAUUAUACCAUGUUACCUGUUCCUGGACUUCAGUGAGAUUCGCUUUUAUGUUUUCUUGUUUGCUUUUCAAAGAUUACAUCAUAAAGUUCACGGUUUCUUUUGAUAUUAGUCAAGGAGCUCGACCUCUGUUGGAGGACGUACGAUAGUUGGUAGCAUAUUUUAUGAGGAAAAAAGAAGUACUUUAACCAACUAGCCAGCAGAGGCUUGGAAGUAAGUGGACUGUGCCACUAUGGAAAACGUUGGAAGUUUUGUAUUUGAUGAUACGGGCAGAAAUGCAAGGAAAAAGAGGAGCAUUCGGCCUCGCCGAAGAGUAGAUGAUUCUCAAUCUUGUUUGGAUUACCGGGAUAAUUCUUCCCUGUCAUCAACGCCUGUAUCAGACAGUAUGAGCAAACCAUCAAGUGAGGAAAAUCUCAGUCAUGCUGCUGCUACGGGGGGAAAAGAAAGUACAAACCAAAGCGUUUCCAGAGCAUCGUAUGAUAAUCUUGGUGACGCCGAAACUGUCUCUAAAAUGAGUAAUGAAGUUGGACGAUUGGGAGAAUCAAAUGAUGCAGGCAUCAGUAAACUUAAGAAAGUGAAGCUUAAGGUUGGUGGUGUUACUCAUACACUACAUACUAAAACCGUUUCUGAGGCUUCAUCAUUUGCUGGGUCUUCAUCAACCAAGUCUUCUCUCUCUUCUGAUGGCCCACCUGUGCACCCUAAGCUGAUUGCGCAGGAUAAUGAAAACACAGGUCGCUGCACUUCUAAGGACAAAGGAAGUGGAUUGCAGGGCAUUCCAUGGAAGGAUUUUUCUAAGAGUGGUUUUACUGUUAAGAAACAUGUUAUUUCACUGGGAAAGAUGCCUGGACAAAGUGUCUCUACUAGGCAAUCUGGUGCUCUUGAGUCCUCUCGUAAGAGCAAACGAGUUCCUAAGAAACGUUCAUUAGGUGAAGUUUUUGAUGAUGGAGAAGAUAAUAGUGAUGACGAGAUUCGGUACCUUGAAAAGGUCAGACGUCUGAGACUUAGUUCAAGUCACGGCACAGAGUUUGAAGAUGUAGAUGAAGUAGGGAGCAAGAAGCAACAGAAUGCAUCUAGGUUAUCUUAUGGUGAUAUCUACAGUAAUGAUGUAGAUUUGAGAUAUCAUAACAGCUCUUCAUUAGGCAAGGAGCGUAGGAAGUCCAGAUCAGUUAAAGCAUCUGAAGAUGCAGACUAUUUUGAAGAUGAAGACUCAUUCUCUGAUGAUGAGCCUGAACCAAAGAGAAAGCACAGCAACGAGUUAAUUGAUGAGUCAGGGGAUUUUAAGAGGGAAAUGGCUAUCACUACCCGCCAACGAGCACUCAAAAGUGCAAGAUCCACUUCUUCCCCUUCUGGUGCAAGUUUGAUUGAGUUCCCAAAUGGAUUACCUCCUGCCCCACCUAAAAAGCAAAAGGAAAAACUGUCGGAGGUGGAGCAACAACUGAAGAAAGCUGAGGCUGCUCAAAGACGUAGGAUGCAAGUGGAGAAGGCUGCUCGGGAGGCUGAGGCUGAGGCGAUCAGAAAAAUCCUAGGCCAAGAUUCCAGUAGGAAGAAGCAAGAGGAUAAAAUGAAGAAGCGACAAGAUGAGCUGGCUCAGGAGAGGGCUGCAAACAACGUUCUUGCAUCAAAUGCAGUUAGAUGGGUGAUUGGCCCGUCCGGGACUACUGUGACGUUCCCUGAUGAGAUAGGCCUCCCAAGAAUUCUUGAAUCCAAGCCUUGUAGCCUUUGUUCUUUGCCGUCAGUUAUCCUCCUCCACGUGAAAACUGUGCUGGCCCUUCUUGUACAAAUGCAUACAAGUACCGAGACUCAAAGUCAAAGUUGCCACUGUGCAGCCUCGGUUGCUACAAGGCAAUACAUGAGAAGAUGCAGACUGCGGCUGCUUGUUUGAUUUGACCACCUCUGGUUGUUGUCUUCUGCUGGAAUUUAGGAAUACAGUGUUUGCAUAGUUCUGUUAGGUUUACCCAGUUUAAGUGGAUGGGAUGUAUAUAAUCCAAUUUGAUGCUGGCAUCUGUAGACUGGAAAGAUGCGAUGCUGAAAUUUCGCUUAAUUACUUUAUUUGGUAUAGCUUUGAUAGGUUCCUUAUUAAUGUUCUCUUUAGAGAUUGUUUUUGCACUCUACAACCGCCUGGCUGCAUGGAUCAAUGUAAGUCAUUUUGGUACGGUGUCCAUUUGGAGUGCAGCUUUUGGGAGUUUCUUGAAGCAAUUUGAUCCCCCCUCAUAGAAGGACCAAGAUGCAGAUCUUCAAGGCUGGAGUUGUAAUAUGCAAGAAAGCCUACAUAUGCCUUGGUGUUGGUUUACUGAAAUUGUCAUGCCCCACCAGAAUGCGGGUUGACAUUUGUCUAGAAUUAUCAUCAAGUUGUCUUGUAAAUCUUGUAAUGCUAUUAGGUUUGUGGUACCAGAAUCACAAAGUUGGUUAAAAGCUGCAGAAAUUUGCUUGUUAUGUUUUUGCGUACAAGUGACUUAUUCUCCCUUUUUGUGCUGAAAUCUGUUGGUCUGCUGCGUUAGUAACGAUGUAGAGAUGAUUUUCAAUUUUUCAUGCUGUCUUGGCUAUAGAUUAAAUGUUGAAAUCUGA